Molecule: messenger RNA, 2882 nt
Organism: Aphis gossypii (cotton aphid)
Lineage: Eukaryota; Metazoa; Arthropoda; Insecta; Hemiptera; Aphididae
Product: SET domain-containing protein SmydA-8-like
Exons: 8
Coding region: 528-1955 (475 amino acids)
Molecular function (GO): protein binding
Source: RefSeq, a predicted model, not a curated record
AUACGCACGGCUUUAAAUACAUCACACAAAACUGAGACUUUGCCAUUUCGUGUGACAAUUUAUUACUCGCCAUGUAUAAUCGAACAGAAAUUUCAGUAUCCGUCCACGCCGCUAAUAGACAGGUACCUCUUUGUAUCUGCUAAGCCACUAUAAUAGGUGUACUAUACGGCUAUAAACAAGAAUUCAUAGUGUAUAGAUACUUGAAUAUACUUCGGCUGCGGCAGAGAUCUUUAUUUUUAUACACUUAAUGAAUCUACGUACGUUUGUCAAUAAAUAUCGAAGAAAUCGUGUUGCUGACACGGGGUACCAUCUUAAUCUGACGACGCACUUAAGUACGAACUCUUUGCGUAGUAUAAAUAGAUAUAUCAUCCAUAAUGUAUAGUAGCUACGUUAACCUGCAAUAUUCAAAAUUGGUCAUUAAGUAGAGUUAUAAAAUAUCAAUAGGAUUGCUUUUUGCGACACCGCAAUUAUUACAGUGAACAAAAUACACGCUUCAGGGCCGCCCACUCGAUAUAAUUGGUAUUGAUAUGGACGAUAUCAACGACUGCGUAAAGAAAUAUCUGUCCCAAAGUGGCGUGAAAGACUAUGGCGGAUGGACGAUCUGCGCUGGGUCCGCAACGGUGGCCGGUCGCGGCGUCGUGGCCACCCGGGACUACAACGCGGGCGACGUGAUAUUCGUGGACGUGCCGCUGAUCGUUUCGCCGAGAGCGAUAGGCCCGGACGGCACCGGAAGUCCGGUGUGUCCGGUGUGCUACGCGGCGGUAACGACGCCGAUCGGAUGUCCGGGCGGUUGCCGGUGGCCGGUGUGUGGGCGUCAGUGUGCCGACCGGCCCGAACACCGAGACGAGUGCCGGUACGUCCGGCAGCUGCGUCCGAAGGUUACCAAUAAGAGCGACGGACAGACGUGGUCGGUGGGCAUUUACAACGCGAUAACGGCCGUCCGAGGACUGUCGAUCAGGCGCGGCGAGUAUAAGUACUUCCUGGACGUAUUGCAAAAGAAAUUGACGGAAAGACCCACGUUCGAGGUAGAAGAAUUGAAAAGAAACAUAAGUAUGCAAUUAGACGAAAAUGAUGAACAAAUAAUGAUAACUACUUGUAAAAUAAUGGAUGCUAAUUGUUUUGAAACAAUUGUAAAUCGUUAUAAUAAAUCAAUAAGUUUGAAAGGUCUAUAUCCUGUAGCAUCAUUUAUGAACCAUAGUUGUGUUCCAAACACAAUGCAUAAUUUUGAUGUAAAACUUCAAAUGAUUGUAAAAGCUUCCUUACCGAUAUAUAAAGGACAAGAAAUUACUACUAAUUACACAAAUUCAAUUUGGCCUACUUCACUACGACAGCAUCAUUUGUUAACGUCAAAACAAUUUAUUUGCACCUGUAGCAGAUGUUGUGACUCAGAAGAAUUUGGAACUGAGUUAGCAGCGUUGAAUUGCAUAGUUAAAAAUUGUGAUGGGCGCAUUUUACCAAUCAAUCCAUUAAAUAAAAUGUCAAUUUGGCAAUGCAAGAUUUGCACAAAAUUAGUAACAAGCGCUGAAAUGAUAUGUUUCUAUAAAGAUAUCGAAACUAUAACGAAGAGCAUAAGUGUGUUCUGUCCAAAAAGCUUUGAAGCAAUUUUAAAGUCAUUUAAUAUUCAUAAAAACAGUCCAUAUGUAGUUGAUUUAAGAUUAAAAUUUAUAUGGAAAUCGAAAAAUAAUAGUUUAAAUCUCGAACAAUUGCUUUACAAAGAAAAAUUAUGUGUGGAAAUAUUGGAUUUAGUGCAAAAACUAAGAUUAGGUCAAUGUCGAUUAUUAGGUUUAAUAUCUCAAGAGCAUCAGAAAGUAAUUAGUGAAAAAGCGUAUCGUUUCCGGAGAAAGUGGAACACAAAAACAUUGAAUGUUUUCGAAGAACAAAUACGUAAAUUGAAAGAAAUAUAUUCUAGUAUUUUGGAUGAAGAUGUAAACUUGAACACCAAUACUAUCCAAUAAUUUUACUAUUCGAAUUAAGGUAUUGUCAACUAGAUAUUGAAUCUAAAACUUUUUGUGUAAAGUUGUGUACAUCUUAAAUUAAUAAUUAAAAUUGUUUUAAAUUUAUAAUACAGUAUAAUAGUAGGUAAGCACCAAUAUUUUGUUUUAAUUGUCAUCAGUGUCAUAUUAAAAUCAAUCUUAUAUUCUUAUGUGAUAUUUUAUCAGCCUCUUCUUUAAUAUAUAAUAUUUUAUGUAGAAAUAUUAAUUACCUACUUACUAAUAACCACAAAUAGGUAACUAUAAAUACUUAUAUCCUAUAUAUUUUUUAUAGCAAUAAGCUCAUACGGAUGUCUUAAUAUACGUCUUAUUAUACUUACUUUUAAUGUCUAUAUCGGCGUAUAUAAAUAUCAAUAUUGUAUGGGACAUACAAUAUAUCCUUAAUUGUUUUUUUCAAUUAUUUGUAAGAUCAAAAACAAAAUUACAUACCUAUUGAGUAUUGAUGUUGAGCAAUAAUAAUUUCAACAGACACUAACUGAGCUCGGAAGUUCUGACUAAAACAUAAUUUUUUUUUUUUGUAAGUCAUAGAACAGUUAAAGUAAGAUACAAUUUUGUUACACACUUUCUUGGUAUAAAAUAAAAAAAUUAAUUUUGCUAAUUCGUGAAUACUUGCUGUUUGUUUUUUUGUGCUAUUUUGCUAAUUUAAAGUUUUAAAUUCUAUUGAUGGUCAUAUUUUUAUACAUAAUAAAGGAAAUAAACAAUAUAAAAUUCUAAUAAAGUUUAUACAAAAACAUGUAUUUUGAUAUUUUAAAAUAAGUACUUUUCGGUUGUUAUUACCUAUGAGUUAUGACCUAAGAUAUCGGACAAUGUAUUCUAUUAAUUUCCAAUAAUUUGGUUAUUUUAAAAAAAUUUCUCAAAAGAAUUGUAUUGCAAUCAUCGAAUUCGUCGUAC